CAACAAAGAAUACAUAUUCCAUCUGUUGUGUCUGACAGGUGGCAACACUGGCAUUGGGAAGGCGACUUCCGCAGAGCUGGCCACGAGAGGAGCCCGAGUGAUUCUGGCCUGCCGCAGCAAACAGAGAGGAGAAGCAGCAGCACAAGAAAUCAGGAUGGAAACUGGGAAUGAUGCUGUGAUCUUCAUGCAACUGGAUCUUGCAAGUCACAAAUCCAUCCGAUCUUUUGCUGAAACCUUCCUGAAAGCCGAGCCCAGACUGGACCUGCUCAUCAAUAAUGCUGCACUGGCCGCUCCAGGACGCACUGAAGAUGGCAUCGGGAUGAUCCUCGGUGUCAAUCAUAUCGGUUCAUUCCUGUUGACCAAUCUUCUGUUGGAGCGGUCGGUAAGAUCAGAGCUCGCCCGUGACAUCAAUGAAUGGCACACACACAUUAUCAAGGCCAUUAUUAGCAAGUUCUGGGCGACUGACCCGGUGUCUGGGGCUCAGACGACGCUGUACUGCGCACUACAAGAGAACAUCGAGCACCUGAGCGGACGAUACUUUUCUGACUGUCAGCUGGUGCAAGUCAAGCCUGAGGCCAGAGACGAUGGAAUCGCCAAAAAACUGUGGGACGUCA
This is a messenger RNA of Sinocyclocheilus grahami, 614 nucleotides long. Its product is annotated as dehydrogenase/reductase SDR family member 13-like. The annotation marks the transcript as partial. The record is from RefSeq and is a predicted model, not a curated record. NCBI's taxonomy places the organism in Eukaryota, Metazoa, Chordata, Actinopteri, Cypriniformes, Cyprinidae. The transcript has 4 exons.